Chlorella variabilis is the source of this 1928-nucleotide messenger RNA. RefSeq lists its product as hypothetical. Bases 112 to 1680 code for a protein of 522 amino acids. The transcript is spliced from 12 exons. Lineage: Eukaryota; Viridiplantae; Chlorophyta; Trebouxiophyceae; Chlorellales; Chlorellaceae. The record is from RefSeq and is a predicted model, not a curated record.
CUAACACUCACUGCCCCUAUAGAUAGUUGUGGGUUGGCUGCGCCUUUGUUGCACAAGUGUGCAAAAUCCCUGCGCGGCCUGUUGCAUUCGCCACAUCGCCUGGAAGCAGCAAUGCAGCAGUGCAGGCAGCGGAUCGGGGCCCCUGCAGCGCCUCGCCACUGGCUGGCCAGCCGGUUGCGGCCUGUGUGCGCUAGCUCGGGUGGACAAGAUGCGGACGAGCCCGUGCCCAGGGCCCCUUCCAAAAGGCGCAGGAGGAGGAAGGCGGAGCCCGAGCUGGCGCAAUUUACCAUAGACGACCUCAAUCCUGUGAACAUGGGCCGCAAGUCCCGGGAGGUGUUUGAUGAUGUGUGGACUCAGCUGCAGCGCAUCGGCAACCCAGCCCGCAGCAGCCAAAUCGCAGAUCAGCUCACGCUAUUUGUGAACGCUGCCGAGUUCGAAUCGCCUGAUGCGGCCAGCACCACAGUGCUCGUCACGGGCGCCACCGGCAGGGUGGGCCGUGUGCUGGUGCGCAAGCUGCUGCUGCGUGGCUACAAGGUUCGCGCGCUGGUGCGGCAACGCGACACUGGCGCUGCAGCCGCUGCUGGGGAGGGCGAUGGCGAUGCCGAGGCAAUCCCACAGUCGGCGGAGCUUGUGUACGGUGACAUUGGGGAGUACAAGUCCUGCCGCCAGGCAGUGGAGGGUGUGGACAAGGUCAUCUGCUGCAGCGGUGCUCGCAGCACGAUUACCGCAGAUCUGUCGCGUGUUGAGGAGCAGGGUGUGUCCAACCUGGCCUCCGCUUUCCUGGAUGCCCAGAAUGCACGCGCGCGACGCGAGGGCCACCUCGCUGAUGUGUCCAAGCGGGAGUUGGUGGACUUCAAGCGCGAGCAGUAUCACCAGGCCUGGGACAUUCGGACGUUGGGCAAGGCGGAGGUCGAAGAUGGCAGCUCAGUGGAGAAGCCUGCCAAGGGCCGGCGCCGCUCAGCAGCAGAGCGUUUCGCUCCACGCGACGUGGCCGAGUGCUAUGUCAAUGAGGAUGACAACCUGGUGUUCGAGGGUGCUGUCUACUCACGCAGCGGCCUCGCCGAGGUGGGCGCCCAGCUACAGCUUGCCGAUGCAGACACGCUGGCCGGCUGCGAGGGCCUGGUGCUGCGGGUGCGGGCUGACGAACACCCCUACACAUGUGUGGUGCGGACUGCCAGCACACUCUACACUUGCAAGUUCAACACACGGCCAGGGUACAACACUGUGCGUCUGCCGUUCAACACUUUCCGGCCUGCCAGUCAGGAGGAUCUGCCGCUGCAGCCAGGCGACGUGGAGUACAUAGGGUUCCGCUUUGAGCCACGCAUCAAGAUGCUGGAGGAGGUGACAGAGCCGGGGCAGUCUAUGUUUGACCAACCUACCCACCGCUUUAGGCUGGAGGUGGACUGGGUGAAGGCGCUGCCAGGCGGCAGUGAAACCAAUUUCGUGCUGGUGUCAUGCGCCGGCACGCCGCGGCCAGAUCUGGACGAUGCGCAGCGGGAAAAGGUGCUGUCCUUCAAGCGCAAGGGCGAGGCGGUGCUGCGCAACAGUGGGCUGGGCUACACCAUUGUGCGGCCGGGCCCAUUGGUGGAGGAGGCGGGCGGCUACAAGGCGCGGUGUUUGAUCAGGGCAACCGCAUCAGCCAGGCCAUCAGCUGCGCCGACGUGGCCGAUGUGUGUUUGAAGGCGCUGCACAACCCCGAGGCCCGCAAUAAGACCUUUGAGGUGUGUUUCGAGUACCAGCCGGAGGAGGGGCUGGAGUUUUACGAGCUCAUCUCACACUUGCCAGACAAGAGCAACAGCUACUUGACGCCCGCGCUGGCCCCGCUCACCAAGAACACUUGACCCCCGUAGGCACAGCCGGCUGCAGCAGCGCUGCAUUGGUUUGCCCUUCUUUCAAUCCCUUCAUUUAUUCCUAAGAAACGACCCUUU